Messenger RNA from Fundulus heteroclitus (mummichog), 852 nucleotides. Its product is annotated as cytochrome c oxidase assembly protein COX20, mitochondrial. Gene Ontology annotation, cellular component: mitochondrial inner membrane; mitochondrion. The record is from RefSeq and is a predicted model, not a curated record. Gene Ontology annotation, biological process: mitochondrial respiratory chain complex IV assembly. Lineage: Eukaryota; Metazoa; Chordata; Actinopteri; Cyprinodontiformes; Fundulidae. The transcript is spliced from 4 exons. The coding region runs from base 40 to 486 and encodes 148 amino acids.
GGUCUUAAGAACGGACGGACAAGCUUCGCACCGGGGCGCAUGCGCAAAAGCAGCGCGGUUACGAAAAUCGCAGUUCAGGCUGAUUCCCCCAAACUAAACUACAAGGAAAAGGACAGAGGCAGCACAGCGAUGGCAGGGGAAGAGGCUGCCGGUCAGAAUAAGGGCUUUAAGCUGCUGGGCAUCCUGGACGUCCAGAGGACACCGUGUGCCAGAGAAGCCAUCCUGCAUGGAGCUGGAGGCUCAGUAGCUGCCGGCAUGCUGUAUUUUCUGGCCACCAGUCGAGUGAGGCGCUCCUUUGACGUAGGAUUUGCCGGCUUCAUGCUCACCACUCUUGGGUCCUGGUUUUACUGCAGGAUCAACAACGCCAAGCUGCGCGUGCAGCAGAGGGUGAUACAGGAGGGCAUGAGGAACAAGGUCGUCUAUGAGGGAACCGUUCUGGACCCCACGAACAAGCCCAACGCAGAAGCUCCGCCGGGUCCCCCGUGACGUCCGGCACCAAAAACGCAUCUCUCUGUGAAAGAGGGAAUCAGAGGGACACAGACUGGGCCGUCUUUGACUGCAUGAGGAUGUGAAGAGAACAAACAAGCGCUCUUUGAUUUGUUUGAGUUGGUGGUUUUAGUGGUCUUUAAAGUUCCUGCAGCAGGGGGUCAGUCUGUCAAACCAAGACUUUUCAAAGUUGCCUUCAAACCUCCAAACGUGAAAAUCUUUUCCAAUACAAACAAGAAGCUGGCCUUGUGGUUUAAACUGUAAAUUAAGAGUUUUUUUAAUUAUUUACUCUGGAAUCAACUCCUAAAUUGCCAUGUAAUUUAUUUAUCCCAGAUAUGCAUUUCUGGAACAAUAAAAAAACACUUC